Molecule: messenger RNA, 2546 nt
Organism: Ylistrum balloti
Lineage: Eukaryota; Metazoa; Mollusca; Bivalvia; Pectinida; Pectinidae
Product: O-acyltransferase like protein-like
Exons: 16
Coding region: 1-2526 (841 amino acids)
Molecular function (GO): acyltransferase activity, transferring groups other than amino-acyl groups
Source: RefSeq, a predicted model, not a curated record
AUGAAGCCAGAAAGUGCUUUCGCUGUGCAACCCUGUCGUAUGAAUUUCAAGAUAGCUUCAAACUGUAACGGGGUUCACAAGUACGUUGUCACCACUGCCAUCAUGGCGAAAGUCACAGCGGCUUUCGUUCUUUUUGCGUUGUUUACGUUUACCCUUAUGGAUGUUCAAGGACAAUCCACAACACCAUCUCCGUCUCAUCAGCCAGCGCCCAAUCCACAGGACUAUAUGAGUAUUUUGAAUCAGGGUAUAAAGCUGUUGAGUGGUAAUUCGAUGACGGGUGACUUACUACAGCAAGUGUCCAAAAUCUCAUCGCUUCUGCCAAUGAUGAACGAACAAACUUUGAUGAACAUUCUUCGAAAUUUAAACAUCAAUGUAACAAGUUCUCAAAUUGAUGGUGCCCUCAAACUUGCACAAGGAGCAUUAUCGGCAGUGCAAACCCUACAGGAAAACAACACUAGUUUAAAUCCUUUCGCGAAAUCGCAGGAGUCUUACAGUCAAAUAAGCUCAGAAUGUAAAGGCUCUAUGGGGAUACUUGGUGCCCAGGUACUACAGCAGAAAACAUGGGCCUUGGGAAUGAUCGACGCCUGGGGAAAACCACAGUCUGGCAUUUCGACAGGAAGUACUCAUUGGCUUGGAAAUUUCGAUGAAUGUUUAGCUAUACAACCGGAAGUCAAUGGCAAGACACCAUUUGAAGUAACAUAUUGCGGAAUUAGUUUUCCAAUCCAUAUCACAGACCAGACGGCUACGCUGUACUUGGGAAUGUGUCUUCCGAAGACUUGCAACUAUUAUGAUGUGCUAAAUAUCUCUAAAACGUUGGUUGCGUCAAUCCCAGUGUCUCAACCCCUUAAUGCUAAUUACGCCUUAUGUAAAACAGAAAUUGAAUACGACACACGGGCGAUCGUUGCUAUAAUUGUUUGUUCGUUUUUCCUGGCUUUGAUGGUUUUUGCGACCAUCUUUGACAUAUUCAUCGUCUCUCCAGAAUUGGAGAGAAUAGCCAAGUCAACGGUUGUGGAAGUGGAGGACGCUUCUGAUAAAACAUCUAAUGGGAUAUCCCAAAUUUCCAAAGGUGAAAACGGAGUCAACCAUCAGCAAAUAGAACUCGAACUAAACGCUAUUUCUCAGCACAUUCAAACAAAUGGAAAUGAUUCAGGAUCCCUUUACAAAGUCCAUGAUGCCGGCGUCCGAACAAAGGUCAACAAACCUGUUUCAAAUUAUCCUGGAAUAUGCGCAAAGCUAGUUUUGUCUUUUUCUGUAUGGACUAACGGAAGAAAGCUACUGAGUACAGAACAAGCUGGUGGAACUUUAGGGGCCGUCAAUGGCAUUCGUUUCCUCAGCAUGACCUGGGUCAUACUCGGACAUACCUACGUCUUCGCGUUAUUAUUUCAGACUUAUGUAAACCCACUGUCAUUCAUGCAAAAGAUGUUAAAGCGACCAAGUUUUAUGGCUAUAGAUAAUGCACUGUUGUCUGUGGAUACUUUCUUCACCCUAAGUGGUCUGUUGGUUUCUUACUUGUUCAUGAAGGAGAUGAAAAGGGAGAGAGGUCGUAUUAACUGGUUCAUGUUCUACUUCCACAGGUUCUGGAGGUUGACACCGCCAUACAUGCUAGUAAUGAUGAUAGAUAUUGCCCUGUUCCGUUACUUUGGAGAUGGUCCUACGUGGACGCCGUUUGGAUUCGAAAUUGAUUUCUGUAAGGAUUCCUGGUGGACCAAUCUAAUAUAUUUGAACAAUUUUCUCAAAGUCGACAAACAGUGUUUUGCCUGGUCGUGGUAUCUGGCCAAUGACAUGCAGUUCUACGUUAUCAGUCCUCUUUUGUUGGUCCCGCUCUACUUUUCGAAAAAAAUUGGAGGAUUCGUUUGUGCCAUGUUCUUGUUGGGUGUAACAAUAACUCCUGCCGUUAUUUCCGCACACUAUCAGCUGCCAUCUUCGCAGUUCACGCUUAUACCAAGCCCUCACGCUGCCAACUACUUCCCGGAGUACUACAUCAAACCCUACUGCCGUAUGGGACCCUAUAUUGUGGGGAUUUUGACCGGAUAUAUCCUUUACAAGACUGGCAACAAAUAUAAAAUUUCAAAGCCAUUGAACCUUUUGAUUUGGGCUUUUGUGGCAGCUUUGGCAUGUGUUGUGUUGUAUGGCACAUAUCAAGAGUCUAAUGGUCACCCCAUGAGUGUUAGUAUCGCGGCCAUGUACAACGCUCUCCACAAAAGUCUGUGGGGGGUCUGUGUCUCCUGGGUCGUGUUUGCAUGCGUCACUGGAAAUGGAGGAUAUGUGAACACUCUUUUAUCCUGGAGUCCGUUCGUGCCCCUGGGACGUCUCACAUAUUGCGCCUAUCUUGUCCAUCCAAUAAUCAUGGCUGCGUAUUACAAAAUGCUUAGACAAGGUGUUUAUGCAACGGACUUCAGCAUAAUUUACUUGUUCUUUGGGCACUUGGUGCUUUCCUACAUGGUGGCGUUUGUCGUUUCCCUGGCGUUCGAAUCUCCAAUGAUGGGACUCGAGAGGACAAUUCUAAAGAAAGACAAGAAGAAAUAGAUCUUAAAAAGAAGACGCAU